AUGGGGAAUAAGAAAAACACAACGGUGAACGACCCGGUCUACGCACAGCCAACAUCAGCGGAAUCCCAGCCUAAUUCUAACGCUCGGAAUGCGGGCGCCGAGGAUGGGAGGAAUGCUGCAGAAAGUAGUGGCGCUAUCAUGAAGGAUGACCCUGUUUAUUCUCAAUCUGCCGCUUCCAGCACGACGGUGAACGACCCAGUCUACGCACAGCCAACAUCGGCGGAAUCCAAGCCUGAUUCUAAGGCUGGUGCUGAGUCUUCGCGGAGCGAGAGGAACAGUGGCGCGAUCAAGGAUGACCCUGUUUAUUCUCAAUCUACUGCUGUCGCUGCUACUACUGCCACUACCACUACUAGCACGAUGGUGAGCGACCCGGUAUACGCGCAAGCAAUCUCUGCGCCAGCGUCUCCGGACGUGGCUGCGGCUACGGCUUCGAAGCCAGGGCAAGGGGCAAUUGCGGCAGCGACGGAUCCGGUGUAUUCCCAAUCUGCUACUGUGGACAACAAUGGCGGCGGCAGGAAUAGGUCUUCUAGCACCGAGACCCAGGUUAAUGACCCGGUUUAUUCGCAGAUUCAAUCUGCUCCUGCUGCUCCAGGUACGCAAAUAAGACCAGGAUACGGCGAUAUUGCGCCAGAAGACGACCCUGUGUAUUCCCAAACCCAGACACAGGCAGCAUCGAGACUAAAGCAGCUCAGCUCGCAAGUGUCACCUGCAGCAUCUCCCGGACCAGCAGAGACUCACCAAGCGAACAGCAAACGGACGCGGAAAUCCAAGCGGACAUCGAAAUCUUCCUCGUCGCUAGGCGCAUCCACGGAUCUCCCCGACGACUACUCCGACAUCCUUGCACACAUCUCGAAACUACAGAGCAUCGCCUCCACGCCUAAUCCCAAUAACAGGGGCUACAUCCGCCAAAAGACAGCGGGGAAGUUGUGGGCACGGGAGAGAAUCUCGCAGCUUGUGGACGAAGGCACAUGGCGCGAAUUCGGCUCCGUGACGGGGACGGUCAGCUGGAAGAAAGACGCGAGCAAUCCGCAGCGCGAGCAUAUCGAGAACUUCACGCCCUCGAACAACCCACAGGGAUUCGGCCGCAUCACGUGCCCUCGGACAGGUCAGAGACGUCAAAUCUACCUGACAGCCGACGAUUUCAGUAUCCGAUCUGGUCAUGCCGAUGGCGCCACAAUGGGGAAGACACUUCAUGGUGAAAGCUUGGCGCUCAAGCUCAAGGUUCCCGUGGUGAAGCUCGUGGACGGCUCCAGCGGCGGCGGGAGCGUGAGUACAAUCAUGAGCAAUGGGUACUCAUAUGUCCCUCACGUUCUGCUGUUCUCCACGGUGAUCAAGCAGUUGAACGCGGGGAUCCCCAACCUAGGGGCCGUGGUCGGACCCGCGAUUGGCUUGGGAGCCGCGCGAGUGGUAAGCACACAUUUCUCUGUGAUGGCGGCUGAUAUUGGAUCUCUGUUCAACGCGGGACCCAAGGUUGUGGAGGGAGCUACCUUUGAAGAAGGCCUUAGUUUCGCCGACCUUGGCGGUCCAUAUGUCCACUGCACGAACGGGACGAUCGACAAUCUCGCACAGAACGAGUCUGAAUGUUUCGAUCAGAUCCGCACCGUGUUAGGCUACCUUCCAGACUGUGGUGAGCUACAAGCCCCGCCGGUAAGUGCUUGCAAGGACGACGUCAACCGCGAAGACAUCGCCCUACGCAGUAUCAUCCCCAGGAGGAAGGCACGUAUGUACAACCCCUACACAAUCAUCGAAAGUGUAGUGGAUCGUGGUUCCUGGUUCGAAAUUGGAAGACUCUGGGGCCGGACGGGCAUCACUGGGCUUGCGAGGCUCGGUGGUCGUCCUGUGGGAGUCUUGAGUCUCAACUGUGAAGUCAACAGUGGCGCACUGGACGCUCUUGGUAGUCAGAAGUUGAUGAAGAUGAUCAAGUUCUGUGAUGUGUUCAAUCUGCCCAUUCUGCAGUUUGUCGACGUCCGUAAGUACUUAACCCAGAGUCACUCAUUCUAUGCUCCAACAUUCUUUUAUCUGCGGGAACACAAGCAAGCUGACUCAUUUCCCGGUUCACCAGCUGGCUAUGCAAUCGGCACAGUGGCCGAACGCACCGCAACCAUGAAAUGGGGCAUUGAGCUAGCCAAAGCCUACUAUUCCACCACAACCCCCAUAUUCUCUGUGAUCACACGACGCGUGUACGGCGUGGCUGGUGGAGUGAUGCUCGACAGCCGAGACCCCAUCAUGCGCAUAGCCUGGCCUUCUGGGAAUUGGGGGUCGCUUCCUCUCGAUGGUGGGAUUGAGGUGGGCCACCGCCACGAAUUGAAAGUGAUACGGGAGAAAGAGGGUGAGGAGGGAUGGAAGAGACGGUACAAGGAACUCGAAGACGAGUAUAUACGACUCAUGAACCCAGUGAGGACGGCGCAGCCGUAUAAUAUCGAGGAGAUCGUGGAUCCCAAGGAUACGAGGAAGAUUGCGUGUUGGUGGACGAAAGAGAUGUAUGGGGUGGUGAUGCAGGAGAGGCUUGCUGCUCGGACGAGCGGUAAGCUUCAUGCCGUGUUCACCUAG
Molecule: messenger RNA, 2550 nt
Organism: Exophiala aquamarina CBS 119918
Lineage: Eukaryota; Fungi; Ascomycota; Eurotiomycetes; Chaetothyriales; Herpotrichiellaceae
Product: propionyl-CoA carboxylase beta chain
Exons: 1
Coding region: 1-2550 (849 amino acids)
Molecular function (GO): propionyl-CoA carboxylase activity
Source: RefSeq, a predicted model, not a curated record